AUGGACAAGGUAACAGAGACUCUCAGAAGCAUAGAGCAGAACUACAAGCUGUUCCAGCAGCAGCAGUUCACAUUUAUCAGAGCACUGGAACACACCCGAGACAAUGCUCGUGACUUGUGGAGACCUGUGGCCACCAUCACCCAGGUACAGACCUACAUGGACCAUCACUGCAACAACUCCACGGACAGGCGAAUGCUCAGCUUGUUCCUGCGCAUCUGCAACGACCUCCAGAAGCUCUGCCGCAGUCUGGAAACUGUUCACCCCGGGGACAGUGUGUCCAAUGGCAUUUUGGAGAGGUGCAAACUGCUCCUGGAUGACAACAACGACUUCAGUGCCAUCCGAGCCACAUACCCCCACAGUGUUGUGCAGCGCCUGAGCUACACCGAAGCCCAGAACCGUUACGGAGGUGUGGUGAGCCUCUUCCCCAUCAUUUUAGACCACCUCAGAGAGUGGGUAGCCUACACCAAGAAGAACCUGAUGCAUUAUUUGCAGGAAAACGAUGAUUUCCAGAACUACCUGUACGAGAGUCGACGUCAGAAACAUGAAGCUCCCUGGAAGCCUCCGGGCAGACACCCCUUUUAA
Messenger RNA from Acanthisitta chloris (rifleman), 582 nucleotides. It is a transcript of the gene SPACA9, whose product is annotated as chromosome unknown open reading frame, human C9orf9. Gene Ontology annotation, cellular component: acrosomal vesicle; ciliary base; sperm flagellum. The transcript is spliced from 4 exons. Lineage: Eukaryota; Metazoa; Chordata; Aves; Passeriformes; Acanthisittidae. Bases 1 to 582 code for a protein of 193 amino acids. The record is from RefSeq and is a predicted model, not a curated record.